Elgaria multicarinata webbii is the source of this 3509-nucleotide messenger RNA. It is a transcript of the gene FZD5, whose product is annotated as frizzled class receptor 5. The record is from RefSeq and is a predicted model, not a curated record. Gene Ontology annotation, biological process: canonical Wnt signaling pathway; non-canonical Wnt signaling pathway. Gene Ontology annotation, molecular function: Wnt receptor activity; Wnt-protein binding. The transcript has 2 exons. Bases 510 to 2237 code for a protein of 575 amino acids. Gene Ontology annotation, cellular component: plasma membrane. NCBI's taxonomy places the organism in Eukaryota, Metazoa, Chordata, Lepidosauria, Squamata, Anguidae.
GCUGGGCCCGAUCCCGGCCCGCACCCCUUCGCCAGGGACCCCUCCCCCCGGACUCUUGGACCCUGCCGCCUGGAGAGUUUAAACCACAAACUUUUCCUGCUGCGACUCUUCGGAUCCCGCCCCCCUCGUUGCUGCCUCCGCGCUGAACUCCGGGCAGAGCGCGUGCGAGCCCGGCAUGGGGGAGGAGGGUCGCCUCCCAGCUGGUUCGUUAUGGAGCUCGGUCGGGGGUGGCUUGUCGGGUUUUACCCCCCCUAAGGCACCUGCCGCGCGAGAGCCCGGGAGCCUCCGGGGCGUUUCCAGCCGCGUUUAAGGACUCGGCCUUCCCAGGAGCGGACCCAGACGAGUUUGGGGGAUGCCCUGUCCGGCGCGCCUUGGCAGUUCUCCCGGGCGGCGCUGCGUGUGCCCACGCCGCCUCCUUCCCUGGACUCCAGCAUAAGACUCCGUCGAGCCACGACGCCAGCCCGGGCCCGCUUGGCCUCUUGGGCUUCGCCGUGCGGCUUCUGCUCGCCAUGGCCGGCUUGCGCUCCAGCCUGGGGGACGCUUUGUUGAGCCUUCUGCUGGUCUUGCUGAAGGCUCCCCUUCCCGCGCCGGCCGCGUCCAAAGCCAUCGUUUGCCAGGAGAUCACCGUGCCCAUGUGCAAAGGCAUCGGCUACAAUUUGACGUACAUGCCCAACCAGUUCAACCACGACACGCAGGACGAAGCCGGGCUGGAGGUGCACCAGUUCUGGCCCCUGGUGGAGAUUCAGUGCUCUCCGGAUCUGAAGUUUUUCCUGUGCAGCAUGUACACCCCCAUCUGCCUGCUGGACUACGCCAAGCCUCUGCCCCCCUGCAGGUCGGUGUGCGAGAGGGCCAAGGCCGGCUGCUCCCCUCUGAUGCGGCAGUAUGGCUUUGCCUGGCCCGAGAGGAUGAACUGCGACAAACUGCCCGUCCUGGGGGAUGCCGAGAUGCUGUGCAUGGAUUACAACCGGACCGAGGCCGCCGCCGCCCCCACCACACUGCCCCCGUUCUUUACGAAACCCACGCGCUCCUCCAAAGGGGUCCACAGAAACCUCACCCCACUCAGCGACUGCAAGAGAGCGUGUGAGUGCAAAGAGCCCCUGGUCUUCAUCUCCAAAGAAACCCACCCCCUCUACAACAAGAUUGAGACGGGCCACGUGCGCAACUGCGCCAUCCCUUGCUUCCAGCCCUAUUUCACCCAACACGAGAAGACCUUUGCCACCUUCUGGAUAGGCCUGUGGUCCGUCCUCUGCUUCAUCUCCACCUUCACCACGGUGGCCACCUUUCUGAUCGACAUGGAGCGGUUCAGGUACCCGGAGCGCCCCAUCAUCUUCUUGUCCGCUUGCUAUCUCUUUGUGUCCAUCGGCUACAUCAUCCGGCUGGUCGUGGGCCACGCCAGUGUGGCCUGCAACAAAGACUACAACCACAUCCAUUACGAGACCACGGGACCCGCGCUCUGCACGGUGGUCUUCCUCCUGAUCUACUUCUUUGGCAUGGCCAGCUCCAUCUGGUGGGUCAUCUUGUCUCUCACCUGGUUCCUGGCUGCUGGGAUGAAAUGGGGGAACGAGGCCAUCGCCAGCUAUUCCCAGUAUUUUCACAUGGCGGCCUGGCUCAUUCCCAGUGUCAAGUCCAUCGCCGUGCUGGCCCUGAGCUCGGUGGACGGUGACCCCGUGGCCGGCAUCUGCUACGUGGGCAACCAGAACCUAGACAAGCUGCGGGGCUUUGUGUUGGCCCCCUUAGUGGUGUACCUCUUCACUGGGACCAUGUUUCUGUUGGCAGGUUUUGUGUCUCUCUUCAGGAUCCGAAGUGUCAUCAAGCAAGGAGGCACCAAGACGGACAAGCUGGAGAAGCUGAUGAUCCGCAUUGGCAUCUUCACCGUCCUUUACACCGUCCCGGCCACUGUUGUGGUGUCCUGCUAUAUUUAUGAGCAGCAUUACAGGGAGAUCUGGGAGAUGGCUCAGAACUGCUCGUGCCCUGGGGACAAGAACAAGCCUAAGCCCGACUAUGUGGUCUUCAUGUUGAAGUACUUCAUGUGUCUGGUGGUAGGGAUCACCUCCGGGGUCUGGAUUUGGUCAGGCAAGACUCUCGAGUCUUGGAAGCGGUUCACGGGGAGGUGUUGCCGGCAGGGGAAGCCCACGAACACGGCCAUGUACAGCGAAGCAAACACAGCUCUGACCGCUAGGACUGGGCUACCCAAUUCUGCUUCAUACCACAAACAAGUCCCACUGUCCCAUGUAUGACAUUGAAAAGAAGCACCUUGCUUGGUCACAGUUGGGCGCAGUUCUUUCUGUUUACCCUCCAACCUGCCACUCAUUGGAACAAUCGUGGGUGCCGGAUCGUAUGUUCCCGGCUGCGGUUUCUCAGAAGAGAGCGCCUGUGCGCCUGUGUUUUUUAACGUCUUCCCCAUCCCAAGCUCAGAAAGUAGGACGCUACUGCUAGUUCGGUCUAAGACUGAGUUCGUUUUUAAAAACCCGUAGGCAAGGACAAUCGGCUGCCCGCCUCCACUUCCAGAAGAGGGUCGUCCCAUGCUCUGUGCUGAAGCCCCGGCUACUGCAGACACCUUUUGAGGAAAGCUGUUUAAAAGCUGACACCUCUCAGCAAACAUGAAGCAGGACUGACUGUUGCAGAAGGUCGCCAACUCCGGGUGUCGCUCCUUUUCCAAUGCAAAAUGUUUGCACUUUAAUUAUGCAUGGGAAAAAAUGUGUGUUGAAUCAGCUUUGCAAAGAGGAUGUGCCCAUUUCCCUAAUCUCUAGCUGGAGAGUCUGGAGGAGUUGCAAUGUUUGUGAGAGGCUGGCUCCAGCCCGUCACUCGCUCAAGCUGGACUUUGAGACCAUCUUGUGCCCCUGCCUCCCCCAUUAGCCCUGCCUGGGGAGGAGCCACUGUGAGCCAGGAUUUGGUGGGUUGCUCUUCUAAGGGCUGGACGACAAAUGCACACCUCUCGCUUGAUAAUCAUGUGCACAGCUCAAAUGUUACAGGUGACACUUUUAUAUUCUCUCACACAAUGCUUUUCAGUGGAUUUAAUUUUGCCCACUGCAUUUAGCAGGAAAGUUGUGUAUGCUUCUCUCUCCCCAUUUAAAAUCAACAGGACUUCAGCUGCAAUCCUGUACAUGCUUCCCUGGGCUUUACCUAGGUUUACCUUUGAGAAGAGAUGCACGAGCCUAUGCUGUCAACAGCGCUGAAUGGUGGCUAAUUUACACCCAGUUCUUGCGAGAAAGAUAAAAACCCAGCGUAUCUUUCUCUACAGUUUCCAACGUAUUUCCUUUGUAAAGGUAUCUGUGGUUUGUUUUUUGUUUUAUCCAUUACCCUGCACUUUAAAACUUUGAAUUAAACCUUUCCAGUGUCACCACCAAUACCACACUUUCAGCUUCUUGCUUAGGUAUUUCUAUGAGUCCGCUUUUCCCUACCUGGCACCUUCCAGAUGUGUUGGACUACAACUCCCCAGAUUCAAAGGGUUAAGGAAAAAGACCAUUUUAACAAAGUUUUAUCACAUGAAUACAAUUCAACAGCAGUAU